Molecule: messenger RNA, 5640 nt
Organism: Salvelinus sp. IW2-2015
Lineage: Eukaryota; Metazoa; Chordata; Actinopteri; Salmoniformes; Salmonidae
Gene: prdm2a
Product: PR domain containing 2, with ZNF domain a
Biological process (GO): regulation of gene expression
Cellular component (GO): nucleus
Source: RefSeq, a predicted model, not a curated record
UGUAAGCCAGACGGGAUCAGCCAGCGGCGGCUUCCCGCAUGCGUGAUUCAUUUGCAGUUUGGACGCGGAGGGGUGAACAUCUCCUGCUCUGACUGCAGCUGGGAGGGACUGGGCCACCUGUCUGAACUGAGAGGUUCUCCCACCUGCCGAUCCCUGCAAAAGGUUGCUGUGUCAGAGGACUCCAAAGAGAAGAGUACACAGCUUCCCAAGGCCAUGGAAGACUCUCACACUUUAUACAUCUCAGAGUUGGGAGAUGAUGACAAUUUAGAGGAGGAGGAUAAGGAGCUUGAGGAAACUCACUGCAGUCUUUAUUUAAUGUCCAUGGAAACGGAUGAGCUGGCAGAUUCAAACACAAGUUGCCAAAAACCUGAGGCCAAAGGCUGUGACCUGAAGCAGGAUUUAGGAUCGGUCUCCCAUUCAACAACCCCUGAGCUCCCAGAGGAUCCUGACCAUGACCCUGAUGUAGAGCUCCAGGACUCCUUUCCCUGCCAAUUCUGUGAAAGAAAUUUUACCAGCAAGCAAGGCUUAGAACGUCACAUACACAUCCACACCUUAGCUAACCACCACACACACAUAUUUAAGUGUAAGUACUGCAGCAAGUCCUUUGGCUCAAAAAUUGGCCGGCGACGGCAUGAGAGGAGACAUGAAAAUGCAAAGACAAGGCCUGGAUCUUUAAUAAAGCCUGUGGAGCCUCUAAGUUCUGCCCUACAGCACAACGGUCCAGAAUGUGCUUCUUCUCCCAGUAGCUCCGGUGCCUCUGUUUUGGCAGACAGAGAACAGGUGUCUACGUCAGAUGAACAUGGAGAAUUACAGGGUGGUCACACUUGCAAGUAUUGCAAAAAGGUUUUUAGCACACAUACAAACAUGCGACGACAUCAGCGCAGGAUCCACGAGCGCCAUCUCCGGCUCAAAGGUAAGGAAGCCACACUGUUGCAGGAAGCAAAACAUCCAAAGCUACCCCCUAUUAAAUCUCAACAGAAUACCAACAACACAAGCCCAGUAGCAGUUCUUGAGAUCGAAAGUGACCAAGAGGAGCAAUAUAUGCUGGAUAUCUCUGGUAACAUCUCUGAGAACCUCAGCUUUUAUAUAGAUGGGAAGAUUGUAUCAACAAGCACUGUCAGCGGCUGUGAGGUAGUUGAAGUGAACUCUGGAUCUGCUACUUUAGUUGGACUAAAUGCUGUGAUUAUUAAUCCUGCCCAGAUCAGUCAGGCUCUUAAAGUAGAGACUGCUACUCACACAGGAAAAGGGAUAACUGGUCAACCCUUGACAAAAAGAAGAACUGCCACACCACCUCUUCUACCCCAAAUCAAAACUGAACUAGAAUCGGAAGUUGUUGUGUCCUCCUCUUCUUCAUCAUCAAUUGUGUCAUCUUUGAUAGAAAGUCUCAUUCCUCAGAACACAGAGUCUACUAUCCUUCAGAGAGAGAGAACAGUUUAUCUGUCACCUAAGCUGAAACAGCUCUUACAGAUGCAAGAUGGCCUCAAACCCAGCUUUGCCCUGAUCACAGAAGGCCAGAAGCUGUGUUCACCACUUUCCCUGACUGUCCUCCCAGCAGGAUUGGGGAGGUUUAAAAGAAGGACAGGGUCUCCCCCAAACUCACCACAACAAAGCCCUAUGUUGAAUGUUGAAAGCACAACAGAUGUGGGUGUUUCUAUUGCUGUCAAUGCCCCAACUUCAGAGAGCCAAUGCAGUUCACCCGCAUGCAGUUUAUCCAGUAAUGAUGAGAGUGAGAUCUCCAACAGUCCACCAGUAAACGAUGCAAUGACAACUCGUCUCUUGCCAGAGGGAUGGUCCCCAAUGAGUGGGGGUAGUUCCUGCAACCAGCAACCUUUGGACCUCUCAAACGCUGUCAAGAAAAGUGAAGACGAAGCCCUGCGGGAAGCUGUGUUGGACUUGAGUGUGCACAGAAAGAGUGCAGAUGAUUCAGAAGCAAAGAGAAUUUUAGUUCCACAACCCUUAAAUAAAAAGAGGAAGCCAAACACCAGCAUGUUGGAGAAGGUGCUGAUGAAUGAGUACGCAAACUUAGAGGUUGCUGCAGAGCACGAAUUAAGUAUAUUAGAAAAUCAUGAUGCACCAUUAGGUACAGACUUUGCCAUAGUUACUGCUUCAGAUAUGUCACCUGCUACUGAAGGCGAGGUGUUCGGAUUAACUUUGCCCUCUUCAGCACUUAGUCCAUCCCCUUCCUCUCUAGCUUCAGUCACCAGGCAAUCGAUCUCACCAUGCACCAUAGCACUUGCUUCCCCAUCUCCACAUCCAGUCUUACCCACUGCUCCGUCGCUAAUUACUGUUUUAGCACCACCAACAUCUUCCUCUAGCAAUUUCACAAAUCAACCUAUCCUUCAAGUAUUGGCCCCUAAGAUAUCUCCUAAACCUUUAAUAAUCUGCACUGAAAAUUCAUUGAAUUCAGCUGAGUGUGAGUGGAGAGCUGCUUUGCCAGAUUGGGCUACCUCUAAUUCUGCAAGCCAACUUGCCAUCUCUAAACCCCUUGACCCAACUCUCAAUCUACAAGGGCAUGUGUUUCUCACAGAUCACACUAUAAAUCAAAUAGCUCUGAACACUACCACAGUUGAUUCCAACAUUGGAUUUGAAGUGCCAACAUGCUCUCCAGCUUUAACUCUAAACGAUUCCCUUAUCAACUCCUUUGACAUUACUAGUAAUACUGUUUUAAUUGAAUGCACAGUUGCUCUUGAAACCCCAGAGAACCUUGUCCCUACCACAAUUGCUUUCCAAGAAAAUAAUUUUGAAUCCACAGCACCUGCGCAAAUUGUCAUAAAUCAGCAGCAGCUUCUGUCCUUGCCUCAUGAAACCGUUGACCCUACUAUUUUAGUAUCUUCUUUAGAGCAAUCGGUUACGAUUUCAACGCUGUCUGCAGUCAUAUCUGAAUGUCAAGAAUCCAUUUCCUCCCCUGUUCCUUCCAUUAUUAAAAAGGAAUCUAACCAAAAGGUAGUAUCAGAGGACAUAUCUAUCUGCCCCUCUAAAACAGCACCUCCCUCUGAGGGCACAAGUCAAGUGGAAGAAUCAUCAAAUGAGACCCUCUCCAAGCUACAAGAGACUUUCACUAAGGAAUUCAUAUGCAAUGUAUGUGAUAAGCUUUUUCAUUCAAUGAAGGAACUGGGUCAUCAUGUAAGUGAGCAUUCUGAUGAAUGGCCAUACAAAUGUGAGUUCUGUGUGCUGCUCUUUGGGAAGCCCACGGCAUUGCUUGAUCACAGGUCAACCCUCCAUGGCGUCGGCAAGAGCUAUGUUUGCUGCGCAUGUACAAAGGAAUUUGCUUAUCUUUGCAACCUGAAACAUCAUCAAAAGGAGUUGCACCCUGGCCAGGAAUGCAAAUACACAGAGGAAGAAAAUGGCAAGCUACGACCCCAGAACUACAACAAUUCAACAAAAGUUAUCACAGAGGCUUUGUCCUACUGUGCCAUGGCGGAGUCCAAUAAACCUGUCAUAAAAGAUGAGGGAGAAUUAGAUGACGCUACUGAGGAACUCUUUACCACAAUAAAGAUAAUGGCUUCUGAGGGAGGAAAACCCAAAGGCCUGGAUGUUUGUCUUGGCAUCAACCAACACUAUCCCAGUUUUAAGCCGCCUCCGUUUCCCUAUCACAACCGGACACCUGUUGGCUCUGUAGCCUCAGCUACCAACUUCACCACCCACAACAUCCCACAAACCUUCAGCACUGCUAUCCGAUGCACUAAAUGUGGCAAUAGCUUUGAUAACAUGCCAGAGCUGCACAAACACAUUCUUGCCUGUGCAAAUGCCAGUGACAAAAGACGCUACACACCCAAUAAGAACCCCAUUCCUCUUCGUCACUUUGCAAAAGCCCAAAAUGGAGUACUGUCCUCUACUAAUUCCACAAAUGGCCAAAAUGCUCUACACACGGCAAGUCAAACAAAUCGUCCCAAACUCAAUCAGGAGCCACCUGCCAAGUUGAAGCUUAAUGCACUCAACAAAAGGAAAAAACAUCUGGUACAGAGGGCCAUUUCACAGAGGAGUAAGUCUACCUCUUUGACAAAGAAAACCUCUUCUCUAGUGAAUGAGGAGCAAGAGAUCUAUGUCUGUCCACAUUGCAUUAGAGAAUUCACAUACCGCCGCAGCCGAACCAAGCACAUGGCCGUCUGCCCCAGGAAACCUGCUGCCAAAGAGGCCAAGAAAAGAAAAGAUGGCAGUAUCUCUUACACUAAGGAAAAUAACGGCCACCUUCGCGGAGAAGUCCUUCAUUUGGAAGAGAAAUCUGACCAUGAACAGAAAAGCAGAGCCCAUAGUUCUAGUCCAACAAAGAGGACAGCCAUAUUACCAGCUCAUAAAGUCCUGUCAAACAAAAAAAGUAAAGCCAUCAUUGCAAUGGCAAGUGUCCAAACACCGCAGGAGGCACCCAAACUGACUGCACUGUCUCUUGUUCGCCCUUUCAACUCCCCACAACGUCAAGGCAAUAGGAUGCAGCAUGGUGUAAAGGAAAUUCGUUCUAACGUUACAAUGGUGAAAUCCCACCAACAACAACCACAGGUGGAUGAGCACCCCUGCAGUCAGAGUGGAAGGGUGAGGGGACCAGUGACCCGCAGUCUACAGCAGAUUGUCGUCACAGCUUCAGCAAAGGAAGAACAGCUGACCAGUCAGGAGCCACCAAGGGAUCUGCAGUUUUGUUCAAAAAGAGCCGUUCGCAAACAACUCAUCACACUGAGAGAGUCCUUAGCGGUCACUGGCAAGUAUCGACAUGGCCUUCGAAUCCUAUGAAAAUACAAACAAGAUAUUUGGUUUACUUGUCCCAAUGCAAUACCGUUGACAAAUAACUGUUUAUUAAAUCAGUUCGACACCUUUUAUAAACUAGUCCAGUGGUAUGUUUGUCCUGGGCUACAACAAAAUUGUGUACUUUUGGGGGCAGUAGAGGACCGGAGUUGGGAACCUGGCACUGAACUAGUCAACACUUGCUGUUCGGUCAUCAAAUCAAAGCGCACAGUAGCUUAUAGCCUACGCGCCCUGACUCCGUGGCUGUGUAGGCCUAUGAAACACGGGAAAGAAAAUAAAUMAAUGUGGCACAAAACAAUAAUUAGGUGGAUUUCCACACAUAGUUACCACUUACAUUACACAAGACCUAAAAAUUCGUUCACAGGAGACAAUGAAGAAGCAUCAUGCUCUCCCUCUGUGAAAAUAAAUGUUGACUAAAGUCAACCACAGCGCACAAAAAUAACACCGGUACCGAGAGGAGCGACAGACAGGAGACUGACAAACCAGCAGUUUUUCCCUGACCUAUCAAUAGAACACUAGAAAAUGCAUAUCGUUCAUUCCGGGAGAAGGCUAUUCUGAUUUGUCUGACUAGCGACUUGAAACUUUUAUAUGAAAAGAAGCCUAGUUAAUUAAUGAGUGCAAAAAGUAGCCGGCUUGCAAUGAGUCUGUUAUCGGCUAUUUAGCCGAUGGCUAGCGCUUAUGGAAAACACAGAAAAUGGCUGAUCCCUGGCAGUGACCAGUGUCUUGGGGAGUGGGAUAUGCAAAAAGUACAUUUGCAUUUCACACCUCACACUUGUACAGGUUACACCCUUGUACAUGUGUGAAACAGGACAAAUAAAGGCACCCCCUAUUUGACUGACGAGUGUACACUUGUAAUUCAGGGGGAUUAAUUAAAGUUGCACCUUUUCUCACAUUUCAUUUUUAUAU